AUGGCUGCUUCUACUAACCAAAAAACUGGCUUCCAUGCUCGCUCUAACAGUUUUCCCUCUAGACCAAACCCAAUCAUCACCCAACUUGAUGAGCAUUUGUGCAGAUCAAGGGCUUCGGAAGGUGCCUCUACUUCAUCAUCCUUGGGUGGAAAACUAAUUAGUCUUCAGGAUUUGCAAGAUUGUGUCAAUAAGUUACUUUUGUUACCACUCACCCAACAAGCCAUAGCCCAAGACAAAAAUGGAAAAUGGGUUGAUGAGCUAUUAGAUGGAUCUCUUCUGGUUCUUGAUUUGUGUAAUACUGCAAAGGAUGCCUUGUUGCAAACAAAAGAAUGCUUGCACGAACUUCAAUCAAUAUUACGCAGGAGAGGUUGCGGUGAAGCUGGUCUUACAAGCGAGGUUAAGAAAUAUUUGGCUUUGAGGAAGAUAGUAAACAAGGCAAUUCGCAAGGCCUUGAAGGGUGUGCAAAACAAAAGCACCUUUUUUAUGUCUAAUGGAGACCAUGAAACUACAAACAUGUUUAACAUGUUAAAAGAGAUUGAAGUAGUUUCUGUCAAAGCGUUCGAAUCCCUCCUCUCCUUCAUCUCUGGAUCGAGGGCAAAGACUGGCUGGUCAUUAGUCUCCAAGCUGGUGCACAAUAAAAAAGUAGCAUCUGCAGAUAAAGAAACUGAUAUAAAUGAAUUUGCUCAAGUUGAUGCAGCAUUACUCGCCUUGGUAGGUCAGAACACAAACAAAUCUGAUAAUAUCAAGGGUGUCCAAAGCCAACUGGAGAACUUGGCAUUGUCCAUUCAAGAUAUUGAAGAAGGUCUUGAGUGCCUUUUCAGGAAUUUGAUCAAAACUAGAGUCUCCCUUCUCAACAUCCUAAACCAUUAG
This is a messenger RNA of Dovyalis caffra, 870 nucleotides long. The record is from the annotation of a GenBank genome assembly. Lineage: Eukaryota; Viridiplantae; Streptophyta; Magnoliopsida; Malpighiales; Salicaceae.